Molecule: messenger RNA, 3747 nt
Organism: Quercus robur (English oak)
Lineage: Eukaryota; Viridiplantae; Streptophyta; Magnoliopsida; Fagales; Fagaceae
Exons: 3
Coding region: 1-3747 (1248 amino acids)
Molecular function (GO): RNA-DNA hybrid ribonuclease activity; nucleic acid binding
Source: RefSeq, a predicted model, not a curated record
AUGGCCGAGAUGCUCCUGAAGGCACAAAAGUAUAUGAACGCGGAAGAUGCUCUAGCUGCCAUAAAAGGUACUGAGAGGCUAGGAGACAAGUCCAAGGGGGAAGACGACCGCAGAGGGCAAAAAAGAGAUCGACCAGAACGUCGGAACAAUGACGGGAAUAGAAGGAGAGACGACAAAAAUUCUCGUCAGGUAAAAUUUACUCCUUUGGUUAUGCUUGUUGACAAGAUUUUCACGCAGAUCAAGGACGAGCACUAUCUCAAAUGGCCCAGGCCUCUACACUCGUCCCCCAACAUACGUGACAAGAACAAGUAUUGCCGGUUCCAUAGAGACCACGGCCACAACACAGAAGAUUGCAGAGACCUGAAGGAACAAAUAGAGGAAUUAAUACGGAAAGGAAAGUUGCAAAAGUAUGUAAAGAAAGGAGAAUAUAGCAAGUUCAGAGAUGACAACAGGACUCAACAUGAAUCCUUCACUCGGGAUGACGACCAUACGUCCCAACCUCCACGCAAAGUGAUCGGGGAGAUAAACACGAUCACGGGAGGACCAUUCUCAGGAGGGUCAUUCAGAUCACUUAGAAAAGCAUACCACAGACAGGUGAACAGCGUCCACGCCAUUCCUCCGUCCAAGUACCGACGAACAUACCAAGAUAUGUCCUUUAAUGAAGGAGACGCCAGGGGAGUGAAGCAGCCUCACAACGAUCCCCUGGUCAUAGUGCUGAAUAUAGAAGGGUUCAAUACCAGAAGGAUCCUUGUUGAUAACGGGAGCUCAGCGGAUAUCAUCUACCUCCCAGCCUUCCAGCAGUUGAAGUUAGAUCCAAAAAGGCUCCGUCCUUUCGACUCUUCGCUUGUCAGUUUCAGUGGAGACAGGGUCUACCCCAGGGGUAUAGUGACUCUGACGGUGACAGCAGGGACCUAUCCGUUGCAGCUGACCAAACAAGUAGACUUCCUGGUUGUAGAUUGCCCCUCGUCCUACAAUGUCAUCAUUGGGAGGCCUACCCUAAACAAGUGGAAGGCGGCAACGUCAACUUACUGUUUGAAGGUGAAAUUCCCAACAGACGAUGGUGUGGGUGAAGUGAAGGGUGAUCAGGUCCUGGCAAGGGAGUGCUACCAGGCCGUACUGGCAAGAAAGGAGAACCACACGUGGACGAUAGAAGAAAAAGAGGAAGACGGAGUGGAGAUCCUGGAAGCAGUGGAAUUGGUAGAAGGAAAUGCGGACAGGACAACCAGGAUAGGGACGACGCUAAGCCCUGAGAUGAGAGCGAGACUCAUAAAGUUCCUUAAAGGGAAUCUAGAUGUCUUUGCAUGGAGUCACGAGGACAUGCCAGGCAUAUCUCCAGAGAUCAUCCAGCAUAGGCUGAAUGUGGACCCCAACAGGAAGCCCGUUCAGCAACGACGAAGAACUUUCGCUCUAGAGCGAGAUCAGGCAGUAGCAGAGGAGGUAACCAAACUCUUGACGGCUGGAUUCAUCCGGGAGGUAUACUACCCAGAAUGGCUCGCCAACGUCGUCCUGGUAAAGAAACCAAAUGGAAAGUGGAGAAUGUGUGUAGACUUCACCGACCUGAAUAAAGCAUGCCCAAAGGACAGCUUCCCUCUACCAAGGAUAGACCAGCUCGUGGACUCUACCGCUGGAUACAAGUUGUUGACGUUCAUGGACGCCUUCUCAAGGUACAACCAGAUAAAGAUGGCUGAAGAAGACCAGGAGAAGACCGCCUUCAUCACCAGCCAGGGACUCUAUUGUUACAAGGUGAUGCCUUUUGGGUUGAAAAAUGCUGGAGCUACAUAUCAGAGGAUGGUAAACAAAAUGUUCAACCAACAAAUUGGCAGAAACAUGGAGGUAUACGUAGACGAUAUGCUCGUCAAGAGUAAGGAAGAGCUCGCUCACCUGGAUGACCUGGAGGAGACUUUCAGAGGAAUAGAAGCCAAUCCAGAAAAAGUACAAGCUAUCAUUGACAUGGCCCCACCCAAGACCGUCAAGGAGGUACAAAAACUUACAGGAAGGAUAGCAGCUCUAAAUAGGUUCGUCUCUAGGGCCACAGACAAAUGCCUGCCCUUUUUCAAAACCCUCAAGCAGGCUUUUGCUUGGACCGACGAAUGCGAAGCAGCGUUCCAAGAGCUGAAGCGAUAUCUGAGCAGUCCGCCUCUCCUGAGCCCGUCCAAAGGAGGGGAGAACCUAUACUUGUACCUGGCGGUGUCAGCCUCGGCAGUAAGCGCAGCCUUGAUUAGAGAAGAAGGCAAGAAGCAACUCCCAGUGUACUACAUCAGUCAAGCCUUUCAAGGAGCUGAGUUCAGGUACCCAAGGAUCGAAAAGAUUGCGUUUGCGCUUAUAGUAGCCUCGCGCAAGCUCAGGCCGUAUUUCCAGUCAAAUCCUAUCCUCGUGAUGACGGAUCAGCCAAUUAAGAAAUCAAUGAACAAACCGGAAGCAGUAGGGAGAAUGGUCCAAUGGGCAAUCGAACUCAGCCAAUUUGACAUCGAGUACCAUCCAAGAGCAGCUAUCAAGGCACAAGCUCUGGCUGACUUCAUCGCUGAAUUCACUCUUCCAGACGAAGAAGGAACUACAGACGAAGUUGAUAAAUGGACAAUACAGACAGAUGGUUCGUCAGCCCAAAAGAGGGGGGGAGUAGGGGUCGUCAUAACCACCCCCGACGGAGAAGUGAUGAAAUAUGGAGUUCAACUGGAGUUCCCAGCCACCAAUAACGAAGCCGAAUAUGAAGGAAUAUUGACGGGCUUGAGGCUUGGAAAAGCUCUUGGUGCCAAAAACUUGCUGAUCCAGAGUGAUUCAAAGCUGGUAGUCGGACAGAUCAGUGGAGAGUACGAGGCAAAGGAAGAAAGGAUGCAGAAAUACCUUAAACUGACGAGACAACUAACUCAGGAGUUCGACACAGUGGAUUUCGUCCAGAUACCAAGAAACCAGAAUAUUGGAGCUGACGAAGUGUCGAAACUAGCGUCGUCAGAAGCAGGAGGGACGAGCACAGACGUGGCAAUAGAAAUUCAAAAAUACCCAAGUAUUGAAGAGGUGGCGAUGCUCACCACCCAGAGCAUAGACACCUGGAUGACGCCCUUAAUAUCCUUCAUCCGAGACGGGCACUUACCUCAGAACACUGACGAAGCCAGAAAGGUCAAAAAGAGAGCGGCCAGGUUCACGAUCCUAAAUGACGUCUUGUACAAGAGAGGCUUCUCUAUGCCUUACCUAAAGUGCGUCGACGAGGAUGAGGCCAAAUACAUCCUAGAAAAAGUACACGGAGGAGUCUGUGGCGACCAUGCCGGCUCCAGAUCCCUAGUCAACAAGGUGAUAAGAGCAGGGACUACAGCUAGAACCCCGACAGGAGAGACACCCUUCAGGCUUACCUAUGGCACAGAGGCAGUAAUCCCAGUAGAAGUUGGAGUAACAAGCAUCAGGCGAGGAACUUUCAGAGAUGGACUCAAUGACGAGGAACUGCGGUUCAACCUGGAUUGCUUGGAUGAAGUAAGAGACAAUGCGUCCAGCAGAGUGACGAAGUAUCAAAAGAAAAUGGCCGAGUAUUACAACAAGAGGGUCAAACUCAGGCGUCUGGCCAUAGGGGACCUCGUCCUUCGCAAAGUCGCUAUGGCAACUAAAGAUCCUACUCAAGGGAAGCUGGGCCCUACAUGGGAAGGGCCAUAUCGCGUCGUUCACUACUCUAGGCAAGGAAGUUACCAUCUGGAAACUAUGGACGGACAAAAGCUCCCUCGUCCUUGGAACAUUGAGCAUUUAAAGAAAUACCAUGAGUAA